Hyaloscypha bicolor E is the source of this 3429-nucleotide messenger RNA. RefSeq lists its product as uncharacterized. The record is from RefSeq and is a predicted model, not a curated record. The transcript is spliced from 7 exons. NCBI's taxonomy places the organism in Eukaryota, Fungi, Ascomycota, Leotiomycetes, Helotiales, Hyaloscyphaceae. Bases 352 to 3246 code for a protein of 964 amino acids.
CGGCAACAAACUUCAAAAAAACCAAAUAAUACUGCGAACUCCUCAUAUUUGUUGUCUGGAUCCUAGGACGACUCGGUCAGUCGAGUCGCCACAGGGCAUCACGGAAAACCCACACAGUGAACGGCCCUUGCGAACUGCCACCAGAAUUUCCUGGCCAGGAAAAGAUUGUGAUGCCAUGCAUCGCAUAUCACAUCGUUUUGCCAAUCAAGCCGUGGCAGCCUUUUUGCGCACUGGCUCAGCCACUCAGGCGCCCAUUGAUCGAGCAAGCACGAAAAUACGGCAGGCCCCAGCGGCUGCUCCAGACUCCUGAACUCCAAAAGAUCGACAAACGACUUAGCUACUAGUGAAACCAUGCCCGUUAGCAGCAGAAAGGCUCUCAAGGUUACUGGAAUUCCUGAGGAAACAACGGAGAUUGAUUACCAUGAAUUCGUGGAAUGCUUGUGCCAACAGACCGCGAACAAUCACGAGUCAUCCACAGCGGCUGGCGACAGAGGCGACAACGCUCCCUUCAUCGUCUCUAGGAAGGGCAGUUGGACGCUUGCCCGUCAACAUGAGCACCUAGUCGGCACCGUAUCAUUCCCGUCGCACAGCGACAAGAUGAAGGCCCUCAAGCGGCUCGGAAAGAGGAAAGCGUCCUUCUGGAGAGACUGGAACAUCGAACACGUGUUUAGAGGAGUAACCGUUCUUUAUGAGAACGAGGCGAAAACGGAUAUUUGCUUUGUCCACGGACUCGGGGGAAAUGCUUUUGAUACCUGGACAGUCUCAAAUGGGGGUAGCAUGUGGCCAAGAGAUUUCUUGCCGUCGCCGAAGCACUUUCUCAACAGCCGGAUCAUGACCUUUGGUUAUGAUUCUGACUUGACAGAUAGCACCACACUUGUGACGAUGGAGAGCUGUGCACAGUCCUUGCUGAGAGGCGUCAAUGAGGUGAGAAAUUCGGACGAGGCAAGAAAUCGCCCAUUGCUGUUUGUGUGCCACUCUCUCGGCGGUCUCAUCACAAGAAAGGCCAUGGAACUAUUACCCAUCAUGGCCAGCUACACCAACAUCGAACUCGCCAAAUGUGGGCUGUUAUUCCUCGCUACGCCACAUCUUGGAUCUAAAAGAGCUGAUUGGCCAAAGGCAAUGCUCGCCGCAGCGGAGGCUAUCGGGGGGGUCCGACGAGAGUGGGUGGACGUGCUGAAGUCAUUCAACAACGAUGCCCUUUGGGAUCGGUUGAAGUACUUCAAACUGAAGCCUUGUCCGCCAUUUCGGUGCUUCGCCGAGGGCGAGAUGACUUCCAUAAACCUCCUACAAAAGAAGCGCAUUGUAUCACAAAAUUCAGCCUCUCUGACAGAGGAACCAGCCCCAAUGCUCGAGGGUACUGACCAUAGGACCAUCGCCAAGUUUGAUAGCGGAGCGACUGGCCCGUUUGUGUCGGUCAGUAAGGGCUUAAGCGAUAUAUUGGAGGAAAUUACUAACCGAAACGCGUCAAACCCGGCUCGUGGAAGUCCUCUGUUCGGCCACCCACGUUUCCUUGCUCACGCGUAUCCGAGAGAGGAAGGCAAGUAUUGGUAUGUGGGCAGCGGGUUCCCUGCAGCCCAGCAGCAACAACUCCAGCGUAGACCCUUCUUCGGACGGGGUGAAGAACUGGAGAAGUUCAAGUCAAUAGCUGCUUCCUUGACUGGUCUUCCAAGAUUGACUGCCAUUAAAGGAAUUGCAGGUAUUGGGAAAACUGAACUUCUGCUACAAUUUAUCAUGUCAGAAAAGUCUAAGAGGAACGUGUUUUACCUGAAACCAGGUGUUUUCAAAACUGUCUCCGAUGCCAUUGUGGAUAUAUCGACACAAAUAGGUAUCGAUAUUGUGCGUACGGCUGAGCAUAGGGAAAGUUGGAGACGCGUCUCGCCUUCUGAACGCGCUGACGCCUUCUACACAUGGAUAGGUGAUCCCUGCAACAAGGACUCGUUACUCAUCAUUGACGAUCUUGAGGCAUUUGGAGAGUCUGCUAUGCAGACCAUCCGUGAAUGGCCGGUAUGGCACAUUGUCAUUUCGACCAGAGAUUCAGACUUGGGAGAAGAUGAUGAAGACAUCCUCAAGUUCCGACUAGAGAGACUGGGCGACAACGACGUCAUUUCAAUACUUGAGAACCGACGCAAUCUGCUGGGGCAGCAGGACGCCACGCUGUUUCGUCAGAGAGAUCUCGAAUCUCUUGCUCCCCUGGUGCAUGGUCAUCCAAUGGCAGCUCGUGUCAUCAUCCGUUUCAUCCUAAACCGCCUUGCAACCUUCGACAAUCCCAGCAAGGAAUUUUUGGAGAUGUUUACUUGCAAAGAUUUCGAGCGCAGGAAGGCUUUUCUCCAAUUCAAAACUGACGGGUCAUCGCUAUGGGAGGCGUUUGAUUCCUCCUUGGAGCGACUUCAGAAUCACGACAAGGGCGGCCAAGCCUUGAAGCUGUUUCAAUUGCUCCCAUACUUGCAGUCGGACCACGACUGCAUUGAUGAUUUUUUCAAGUUGCCAAAGCAGUGGCUGAAGAAUUCUGCACAAGGGCUGCCAGACGUCUCGAUUCUCGAGUCUGGCUAUGACCUCAUUUCAGAAUGGCUAUCAAAGUUACGGAGUAUAUCUGUUUACCUGCGCGCCAGCCCUCGAUCUAAGAGUCUCGAUAUCCACCCUCUGAUUCUGGAUUAUGCCUUGCUAUGUAUUAGUAAUAGCGACAGAACCAGAAUCGCAAAGCAAGUCUUCCAACUACACCGCCGGCUGGAGUUCGAGGGGGCCGAUAUGGAGUCAAAAAUAAGGCCCCAUGUUCUCCACUGCGUUAAGCUUUGUCAAAAGCUUGGCGUGUCCCUUGACAGUGUGGGAUUGCCAAAUGACGUCCUCCAAUGGGUCAAUAGUCAACGUGACAGCGAAAAUCCGUUCUUAGAUACAGCUAAGAUUACCGCUUUCCCCGUACAAAAUAUCACUCAGGAAUUCACAGCCCGCCUAGCGGAGACCAAAAGGGAGCUGAAAAAGAGUCCCGGGUCAAUCAAUCGGGUCGCUACCAUUAACAAGAUUGUGAGAUGUAUCGUUUGCUACAAGCAAUUGAGGACGGCCUUCGAAGCGGGCGGUAAUUUUCUUCUAUCACUGGAUCCGGAGUUUGGGGGGUCAGUUCAGGAAUUUUGUAGCAUUGUCAGGUCGACUAGUCCAAUUUCCAAGCUCCCUAAGGAACUUGAGAAGUUUUCUGAGGUGUUAAGACCACCAACGAUCACUGAGAUAAAGGGCAUCGUAGCGCCAGAUAUAUGAAGUCCAACCUCAAAAGAAGAAGUAGAUUUCAUAUUAUGUGCAAGGUGCGAUCUGUCGUUGUGUCAAAGGCACAACAACAUAAUCGAGGCCAUUUGCAGCUCUGCCUUCUGCCUUGUCUUUGUUUGAGACUAUGGGUUUGCUACAGCAUCUUCAAUUGCGAAUAAAGAAUUACGGUUGAACAUG